Ectocarpus sp. CCAP 1310/34 is the source of this 1328-nucleotide messenger RNA. The record is from the annotation of a GenBank genome assembly. NCBI's taxonomy places the organism in Eukaryota, Phaeophyceae, Ectocarpales, Ectocarpaceae.
CCCCCUCCGCCCCCCUGCGGGCUCUGCCACGCUCUCUGCUGGCGCUUAAGCUUUGGCACAGCACACCAGACAGGCUGCGAACCACGACAUGCUGUCUGCUGUACACGGCUUUGAUGAUUCUCUCCGCCAGCUCUCGUGAGGGUUUGACCAAGCUGAUCACCCUCAGAGAUCAACAAGAACUGUCGACGAGCCGGCUCGGGGACAUCAAGAAGCACCUUCUAAACAACGAGCCUCUGUCUCACGAUUUCUGAAAAGGCAUUGAAGAGCUGCGGAGUUUGAGGUCCUCCGAUGUCCUUACUUUGGAGGAGCAUGUGCAGCAUCUCAACGAACAUGUGGCGUCCCACCUCAAGAAACAGACCACGGUGCCAACCCCUCCUGAAUCGGCUGCUGGUUCAAGCACACAGCAGUUCGUAGGGCAGAAGCGAAAGGCAUCAUCGUCUUCAACAGCGCGAUGAUGAGAGCGACGACGAUGGCACAGCAUGACAGCGAUAAGGACCCGCUGACCCAGCUCGACGACGAUGACGAAUUGUCGCCUGAGGAAGAAACGCUGAAGAUGGACAUCCCGGACGGGUUUCGACUCCAGGCGUCUCCGCCACCGGCCCUCGAUCAGUCGAUAGUGAAGCGUGGGGUUCUCGUAAAACUCGGGUUGGGUUGGUUCGGAGGGGUACUUAGUCGCAGAUCUCACCCCGCUUCGCGGCAGGAGUACGACUACCGCGUCAUCCUGCACUGACGAAAGCACGCGUAGCAUGAAAAUGCCGUUGGAGUCGUACAGCACGGAUGAAGACGCCGCAAUUGGGGCGUAGGUUCUCAUAGAGGUAGACCCAAAGGAAGGGAGCGGGAGGCGCAAAAGGGUGACAACCCCCGAUGUUCGCCUCAGAGCUUGCAACAUAAUCACGGGGUAGUUUUCGUUGUUGGCACGUCAGCUUGCGGGUGAGGCAUCAUGCGGUGUUUAUGCAUUUGUUCAGUUUCAGCCCUCACUCAUGAGGGGUGUACAGGACCUUGUAGCGAUAGCGAGACGUUGCCGCUGGAUACAUUUCGCUUCUAGGGAAUGGCCUUACGUGCAGCCGUCGGUGGUGAGAAUCGGGGUUGAGUACGGGGGUCGAGGAAAGCACUGCAAAUCAUUUGUAUACUUAGAACGUUGUGUAUGUAGCAUGCGAACAGAGAAAUAAGAAAUUGCCGAUUUAAGGAGUUCAGCAGGAUUUGGCUGCACGAAAAAUUAAGAAACUUGGAAUAUGAAACUGAACGACAUACGCUGAGUUUAUAGCCCACAAUAAGAAUUCGAGGCUGGACCUGAAAUAAGCGCUCCUUAGCUGCGGGCGCCAACUGUA